Molecule: messenger RNA, 2667 nt
Organism: Silurus meridionalis
Lineage: Eukaryota; Metazoa; Chordata; Actinopteri; Siluriformes; Siluridae
Gene: gpd1l
Product: glycerol-3-phosphate dehydrogenase 1 like
Exons: 8
Coding region: 118-1173 (351 amino acids)
Biological process (GO): carbohydrate metabolic process; glycerol-3-phosphate catabolic process
Cellular component (GO): glycerol-3-phosphate dehydrogenase (FAD) complex; cytosol
Molecular function (GO): NAD binding; glycerol-3-phosphate dehydrogenase [NAD(P)+] activity; protein homodimerization activity
Source: RefSeq, a predicted model, not a curated record
AAUAGUAGACGAACACGUUCACUCCCUUAGGCUUCUCUUCGAACAACUAUAACCGGUACCUGCCUUUAGGAGUUUCCGCCAUAUUUUCAGAUUUGUGCUUGGUGAAAGCUAUUUGCCAUGACUUCACCACUGAAAGUGUGUAUCGUGGGCUCAGGAAACUGGGGCUCUGCUAUUGCCAGGAUCAUUGGCCACAAUGCACAGAAACUUCAGCGUUUUGCCACCAGUGUCAAGAUGUGGGUUUAUGAGGAGAAUGUAAAUGGAAGGAAGCUUACUGAUAUCAUCAACAACGAUCAUGAGAAUGUCAAAUACCUCCCAGGUUACCAACUUCCAGAAAAUGUGAUUGCAGUGCCUGAGUUACGGGAUGCCGCAGAAGGAGCGGACUUGCUGGUGUUUGUGGUCCCGCACCAGUUUAUCCGAAAGCUGUGUGAUGUGAUGGCCGGCUGUGUUUCCAAAUCGGCUCGUGGAAUUACUUUAAUCAAGGGUAUUGAUGAGGGACCUGAAGGGCUGAAACUCAUCUCUGAUAUUAUACGUGAGAAGAUGGGUAUUGAUGUCAGUGUCCUGAUGGGGGCCAACAUCGCUAACGAGGUGGCGGCUGAGAAGUUCUGCGAAACCACUAUCGGAAGUAAAGUCUUAGCGAACGGACAGCUUUUUAAGGAGCUUCUGCAGACGCCCAACUUCCGCAUCACUGUUGUGGAUGAUGCAGACACCGUGGAGCUGUGCGGAGCCCUCAAAAACAUUGUGGCCGUGGGUGCAGGUUUCUGUGAUGGGCUGCAGUGUGGAGACAACACCAAAGCUGCAGUGAUCAGGCUGGGGCUGAUGGAGAUGAUCGCCUUCGCCAAGCUCUUCAGCAAAGACGGCUCCGUGUCCUCCGCUACCUUUUUGGAAAGCUGUGGAGUUGCCGACCUCAUCACCACCUGCUACGGCGGCCGCAACCGGCGUGUGGCAGAAGCCUAUGUCACGACAGGCAAGACCAUUCAGGAACUUGAGAAAGAAAUGCUGAAUGGCCAAAAGCUUCAAGGGCCAUUAACAUCUGCUGAAGUUAACAACAUUCUCAAGCAGAAGGGCCUGGUGGAAAAGUUCCCCUUGUUCACGGCUGUGUAUAAGAUCUGCUUCGAGGGCAAGCCAGUUCAGGAGAUGAUCUCCUGCCUGCAGUCUCACCCUGAGCACAUGUGAGAAUCUGCAUUUGUGGUGGCCUUCGAAAUCAACACAUCCACCAGCACCUCUGCCUUUUAUUCAAAGAUAUGUCCUGCCUUUAUGAUUCUUUCUCAGUAUACGCACAUUUACAUUUUGAGGUUUUUCCAAGUAGCCUUUAGGUGUUUUUUCUUUUCUUUUUUUUUACUUUAACACGUCUAGACUUUAAUUGUUAGGUUGGGGAUUCUCAGGGUCUAACAGAUCAUAUAGCUGCAAGAUGUUCUUACUAAUCACAUUAAGUACAUGACACAUCGAGAGAUAUCUUUUGGAAUAUGAAGCCAUAAUUGAUAUCUACUCAUGUUAGUGUUCUUUUCGACAUCUCAUUUGUUAUUGACUGCCCCCUUGUGGCGGGCUCGACUACUGCAGAAAUGUAUAGCCAGGGCCAUCUUGUGUAUUUCUCUUUUUAUCUCGCCACUAACAAAAACCGAUGUGUAUCGUGUUUUUAAACUUUAUAAACCAUCGAAUUAAACCAGCGGAAUGAGGUUUUUAUUCAGUAGUCCUGUUGCUGGUCAGAGUCAGUGAGUAUGGCAGAUUUUUUUCUCCAGAAGAUCAUUUGAUGAAUACGCUGCUCACUUGGCGAAGACCUUCUACACAAACAUGCAACCCCAGGGACCAUUUAUUGUUUACCAGAUGCAUUUUUCCUGCUGGGCAAAAAUUAAAUAGAGUUGAUUUUCCUGGAACCACUUAUACCUCUUACCUAAUAAGUUUUUAAGCUUUUUCAAAAACAUUUUUACAAUUGUUUCUAUCACCUUACUAUGUCUACCCUGCAGUGAGAAUAGACUACCAAAAAAAAAAAAAAAAAAAGCACUUCUGUUUAUUUCUUUUUAGUUUGGGUUUAUUAUUGAGAUCAUUUUGUGUCUUUUGUUUCUUUAUAAUUUUUGUUGUACUUAUACUUUGUGGUCUACUUCAUAUAUUUUUAGGAAAUAAGGGAAUUUAGCAGUGCAAAUCCUUGAUAAUCACAAACAAAAUGAACUGCAGUGUGAUAUAAAAUCACUGGUGCACUAAUCAAGCGUUAGAGAGAGAUCUGGUCAUUUGUAGCAUCUAAUUCAAAUGGUUGAUUUUUUUUGGUAUGCAGGUUUUACUAAUUAAUACUAAUUGACCAACUCCACUUUGGACUGAAAUACAGCAUGAAUCAGUUUUAGAAUUCACAUGAGAAGCCCUUCAUUCUGAAUGCUUUCUGUUUUGUCUCUAAGAUAUUCACAGAUGAAUUAUCAUAGUCCCUGUUAGUCUCAUCUCUGAUAUUCAUUUCAGACACACCUUCUCAUUCAAACUUAAGUAAUAUUGCAGUCUGGGUGUAGACACGUGUUUCACUCGUAAUUUUGGUGCUGAUUCUGUAAACAGUCUGAUUUACGCGUCUCCGACCAACAUGCUGAUGUUUUCACUACAAAAAUCCAAUCUUCUGUAAAGUGCCAUUUGUUUUUGAAGGUUGAAAAGUGAACUGAAUUAAUAUUGGCAAAAUAAAAAAUGUGCAUCAUG